Molecule: messenger RNA, 1359 nt
Organism: Melanotaenia boesemani (Boeseman's rainbowfish)
Lineage: Eukaryota; Metazoa; Chordata; Actinopteri; Atheriniformes; Melanotaeniidae
Gene: gsc
Product: goosecoid
Exons: 3
Coding region: 249-971 (240 amino acids)
Biological process (GO): regulation of transcription by RNA polymerase II
Cellular component (GO): nucleus
Molecular function (GO): DNA-binding transcription factor activity, RNA polymerase II-specific; RNA polymerase II cis-regulatory region sequence-specific DNA binding
Source: RefSeq, a predicted model, not a curated record
GCCUUCUGGAUGAGCUCGCUCCGUCGCGCGUGCCGAGGGGAGAGAGAAAAAAAACGCACCCGCGUCAUCAUGUUGAGUUUCUGCUCUACUUUUUAAAUCCGGACCGCGGACCCGUUCCAGUCCAGUCCAGGACUUUUUAUUUUAUUUUUUACUCUUUUCUCUUUUUUUCUUUUUUUUUUUUUGCUUUGAGCCGAGCUUUCAUCUGCCGGUGUCCCGCUCCUGCUUCUCCUCCCACGCGCAGCCGUGUGAUGCCCGCCGGGAUGUUCAGCAUCGACAGCAUCCUGUCCGGACGGCCGAGCUGCAAAGAGCCGCUGCUGCUGCACCGGACCGGCCCGGUGGUUCUGUCCGCCGCCGGCCUCACGGACUCCAUCUACACCGACUACAACGGACUGUAUUCAGCCGCGCGUGGGCCGUCCCCCCCAGGAGUUCAUUCUGUGAACGGAACCAGGAUCGGAUAUAACAGCUAUUACUACGGACAGCUGCAGAUCCAGGGCGCCGGAGGAGGGCCGCCGUGCUGCGGGGCCGUGCCCGGCCUCAGCCCGCACCAGUGCCCCUGCAUCCCCACAGGCUACGACGGCCCGGGCUCGGUGCUGAUCUCUCCGGUUCCCCACCAGAUGAUGUCCUACAUGAACGUGGGCAGCCUGUCACGGACGGAGCUGCAGCUGCUCAACCAGCUUCACUGCCGCCGGAAGCGGAGACACCGAACCAUCUUCACCGACGAGCAGCUCGAGGCUCUGGAGGGCCUCUUCCAGGAGACCAAGUACCCGGACGUCGGCACGCGGGAGCAGCUGGCCCGCAAGGUCCACCUCCGCGAGGAGAAGGUGGAGGUGUGGUUCAAGAACCGGCGCGCGAAGUGGCGGCGGCAGAAGCGUUCUUCAUCAGAGGAGUCCGAGAACUCCCAGAAAUGGACCAAAACCACCAAGACGGAGAAAACCCACGAGAGCAAAAGCGACGUGGAGUCGGACAGCUGAUGGAGAGAAAGAAAGAUGCGCGAGGCACGGCCGCGUGCGUGUACCUGUCCGUGACGUGGAGCCACGACACGACACGCUGGUGGCCUGAUGUUGCACAGCUGUAAAUAUCUUCAUCUUUUUAUUAAUGACUCUGUGACUCUUAUUUAUAUUUAAUUUAAGCUGUUAUUUUGUAACGUUUCACGCGCGGGGCGGGGAGGCGGGCACGCGCAGGUGGGAAGGGCACGCGCUGAAAGUGUCAUGGUGUAAUAAAUAAAUAAAUCUGUGACGUUUAUGGAUAUUUUAAAUGUUGUAAAGUGGAACCUGGUGAAGCACGUGGCAGGAAACAAUAACGCGCGCGAGCUCACGAGUUUUUCUGCAAAAAGUAACGUAAAGUGACAUUAAAGUAUCA